Molecule: messenger RNA, 3270 nt
Organism: Dovyalis caffra
Lineage: Eukaryota; Viridiplantae; Streptophyta; Magnoliopsida; Malpighiales; Salicaceae
Source: the annotation of a GenBank genome assembly
AUGACAACAUUAGCUCUGAGCCUCACUAAUCAGUUAUGUCAUUUCUCUACUAAAGUACGCUUCCUGUUCACAAACAAGAAUUCCUCAACACCACCACCAACAACAAGAUUAAUGAGUCAUGUUUGGUCUCAAUGUAAUACUCCGAGGUUUCCAACUUUACGCUCAGAACUGAAAGUUGAUAAAUUUUGGAUUUUUGUUGUUGUUGAAGCUAAUGGUAAUAUAAAGGAGGUUAUAGAAGAGGAUGGUAUUGAUGAUAGUGAUAAAGUGAGGGUGUUAAUGAAGAAAAUAAAGGUUCUUGGGAUUAACUGCGAUGAUUCUUGCUUGCCUGGACAGUACUAUCACUUGCUUUGUCCCAAGUGCCAAGGUGGCAAGACCAUGGAGAGGAGCUUAUCUUUUAAUAUCAGCCUAGAUGAGGAUUUUGCAAUGUGGAGGUGUUUUAAUGCUGGUUGUGGAUGGACAGGCCAGGCCUUUGCUGAUAGCAGGAUGACAAUUGCUGGAGUGAACAAAAUUUUCAAAGUUAAAUCCUCCAAGCAAAUAACCCCAGAGGGCAUAGUUUUGGAGCCAUUGGGUGACAAGCUGAUCGCAUACUUCAGUGAAAGAAUGAUUUCUAACGAAACUCUGCAGAGAAAUGCUGUUAUGCAGAUGUCCGGUGAUAAGGCUAAGGCAAGAUCUGAAGCAAAGGCCUUUUCAAGCCAUAUCUUGUCCUUCUACCACGAUAUUAUUGCUUUUACAUACAGACAAAAUGGGGCAAUUGUUGGCUGCAAAUACCGAACCAUGGAGAAAAGGUUUUGGCAAGUUGAAGGGGAAAUAGAUAAGCUUUCAGUGGAGGAAGCUGGAUUCCGUAAUUGCAUUAGUGUUCCUGGUGGUGCACCACAAGUUGUUUCUGCUAAAGAUUUACCAUCCUUAGAAAAGGACAGAGCGUAUCAGUAUCUAUGGAACAGCAAAGAGUACUUGGAUAAGCUUUCUCGCAUUGUCCUGGCAACUGAUGGCGACACAAGUGGGCAAUCCUUGGCUGAAGAAUUAGCACGCCGGCUGGGAAAAGAAAGGUGUUGGCUUGUACGUUGGCCAAAGAAAGAUGACUGGCAGUGCUUCAAAGACGCAAAUGAGGUUCUGAAGUGUUUGGGACCAGCUGCUUUGAAGAAAGCAAUUCAAACUGCAGAGAAGUAUGAGGCUUGUCAGCUACAUCUUCUGAAUCAGUUGGUGCUUCUCCAAGGCCUACCUGCUGAAGCAAACCACCUGCAGGCAAGAAGUUGGAAUUCCUUGGCGCAAUUUUUUCAUCUUUACAUGGAAAAUGCAGUUUACUUGCUGACGCCCACCUCUAAACUUAACCCUUCUUUGCUUACUCAAACUAAUGGCCACUCUUUUUCUCCUCUUGCUGCCCCAGGUGAAGAUAAAUUUCAUGGUUUGGACCCAGAAGUGAAGAAAUCAAAGUUGGAGAUUUUAAGGCUUAAAUUAGCAGAGCUGGGGAUUGAACUGGAUCACUUUGCUCCCGGACAGUACAAUGCCUUAAUUUGUCCGAUGUGCAAAGGUGGUGAUUCAAAUGAGAAAUCCUUCUCUCUUUUCAUCAGUGCAGAUGGGUAUGCUCUUGCACCUUUCGUGAGAAAUGCAUCCUGGAAUUGCUUUCGAGCAAAAUGUGGGUGGAAUGGUGGAACAAAACCAUCUGCAGGUAGCAAGUCUACAUAUGGAACCUCUCUCAAACUUUCCAAAGUUAAGCAGAUAAGAGAAAUCACAGAGCAGAGUCUUGAAUUGGAACCACUAUGCGAUGAGCUUGUUGGUUAUUUCAAGGAGCGGCUAAUAUCAGCAGAGACACUGGCGAGAAAUCAAGUUAUGCAGAAAGGCUAUGGCGACCGUGGCCAGGUUGCUAUUGCUUUUACUUACCGCCGAAAUGGAGUGCUUGUAAGCUGCAAGUAUCGGGACAUCAAUAAGAAAUUUUGGCAGGAAAAGGAUACAGAAAAAGUAUUUUACGGGCUAGAUGAUAUAAAGGGAGCAGAUGAAAUCAUCAUUGUUGAAGGUGAAAUGGACAAGCUUGCAAUGGAAGAAGCUGGAUUUCGUAAUUGUGUGAGUGUCCCUGAUGGUGCUCCUCCAGCAGUUUCUUCAAAGGAAUUACCACCUAAACAGGAGGCAUCUCGCAUAAUACUUGCCACUGAUGGAGAUCCACCUGGUCAAGCAUUAGCUGAAGAGCUUGCACGCCGUCUUGGAAGAGAAAGAUGCUGGCGAGUCAAAUGGCCAAAGAAAAAUAAAGAUGGACAUUUCAAGGAUGCAAAUGAGGUUCUCAUGUUUUCGGGGCCUCUUGCACUGAGGGAUGUAAUUGAAAAUGCCGAGCUGUACCCUAUACGUGGAUUGUUCAACUUCAGCGAUUACUUCCCUGAGAUUGAUGCAUAUUAUAAUCGCACUCUUGGCUAUGAAUUUGGUGUUUCAACCGGGUGGAAGGCUCUAAAUGAAAUAUAUAACAUAAUGCCAGGAGAGUUGACUAUGGUAACUGGGGUUCCCAAUUCAGGCAAGAGUGAGUGGAUCGAUGCUCUAUUAUGCAAUCUUAAUGAAAGUGUUGGCUGGAAAUUCGCACUUUGCUCUAUGGAGAACAGUGUUCGGGACCAUGCUAGGAAACUUUUGGAGAAACACAUGAAGAAGCCCUUUUUCGAUGCACGUUAUGGAGAAUCUGUUGAUCGUAUGAGUGCUGAGGAGUUAGAAGAAGGGAAGCAGUGGUUGAGGGAUACAUUUUAUCUCAUAAGAUGUGAAGAUGAUGCACUUCCACAUAUAAAAUGGGUUCUUAACCUUGCAAGAGCUGCAGUUCUGAGACAUGGAGUCCGUGGACUAGUAAUUGAUCCUUACAAUGAGCUUGAUCAUCAACGCCCUCCUAGCAUGACUGAGACUGAGUAUGUAAGUCAGAUGCUUACACUGGUCAAAAGGUUUGCUCAGCAUCACGCUUGUCAUGUUUGGUUUGUGGCGCAUCCGAAACAGUUGCAAAAUUGGGCCGGCCAACCUCCUAAUCUAUAUGAUAUAAGCGGUAGUGCACACUUUGUUAACAAAUGCGACAAUGGUAUUGUCAUUCAUCGUAAUAGGGAUCCGAAUGCUGGACCUGUUGAUCAAGUACAGGUUUGUGUCAGGAAGGUGCGAAAUAAGGUAGCUGGAACCAUAGGAGAUGCCAUCCUGUCUUAUAACAGAGCAACUGGUCAAUUCAUGGAUGUUGAUAAAUCAGCUGGAAGCAACAAUCAAGGCUUCAAAUCAGAUGGAAGCAACAACCAAGGCUUCAAAUCACCGAGAAGAAGAUAG